Molecule: messenger RNA, 1713 nt
Organism: Entrophospora sp. SA101
Lineage: Eukaryota; Fungi; Glomeromycota; Glomeromycetes; Entrophosporales; Entrophosporaceae
Source: the annotation of a GenBank genome assembly
AUGACUAAAAACGACAAAGACUAUAAUCUCGAAUUCAAAGAAUCGACCAAACACAGAGAUAAAUUAAAAAACAAAAAGCACGGAGCUGGUGCAACAAUAUUAAGAAAAGCGAUUAGCAUGCUUAAUGGAGCCAUACGUGCUUAUAAUAAUACUGUAGCCAGAAUUCCAAGAGUAAAAAAAAUCCCUGAACUAAAUCCUGACCAAACUGCGGAAGAAAUGGCGGAAGGCGGAGCUUCUUCAGUUGGUCUGGCAAUGGUUGAUGAAGUUGUUAAAGCCGCUGGCGCGAGUAUGGCUCUUGCUUCAGCUGAAUUUGCUGUUGACAAGAUAAAAGACCUUAUGCUUAGCGGAGCUUUAAGCGGACUCGCUGCCGAAGUAGGAGACUUAAAAGAUGGGCAAGCCAGAUUAGGCAAAUCAGUUAACGCUCAUGGCAAGAAAAUAGGAGAAAUGGGAGAUAAAUUAGAUGGAUUAGGCAGCAAAGUUGGUAAUUUAGAAGGAGAAAUGGAGGGUCUCGGCAAUAGAGUGGGAAGUUUAGAAGAAGGCUUAGGAACUGUCAAGGAAGGUUUGAAUUCUCUUCGUUCAGAUGUGGAUGGUCUCAAAUCCGACCUCGAAACCCAAGGACACGAACUCCGCCAAGCGAUGGGAGAAAUGAAAUCCGAACUCCAAGAGCAAAUCCACCAACAAUCCCAAGAAUUCAAUCAAAAACUUCAACAACAAGACGCCAAAUUCACCCAAGAGAUAUCCCGUAUCGACAACGAAAUAGCCAACCUCUCUGGCGAAAUGCGACAACAAAAGCAAGAAUUAAAAGCCGAAAUCACUCAAAAAAAUGAAGAAACCAAACAGCAACUUCGCCAAGAAAUGGAAAGCCAAAGAGAACAAAUCGAAAGCCAAAUCAAAGGCAUCACCCAAGCUCAAAAUCGCAUCAAUGAAGAAAUCCAAACCCACCUUUCCGAAAUCGAUGAAACCCUCGAUAUAGUCGAAAAACGCACUCUCCAAAACGCCCAAAAAAUCUUUGAAGAAAAACUCGAAAGAGAACGACAAAUUAACCAAAAAACCGCUCAAACUCAACAAGACUUUGAAAGCCUCGAACAAGAAUAUACUCGCCAAACCAAAGCCCUCAACACGAAAAUUGCUGACCACCAAGACCGCUUAGAAGACUACCAAGAAGAACAACACCAUCUUAAACUCGCCCAAAAGCAACUCGACCACCAAUUCCGUGAUAUCCUCGAAGACACCGAAACUCAAACUCACCUCCUCCAAGAACAAACUGCUAAACUGGAAUUUGUCGCCCAAGGCAUGGAAGAAAUCGCCGAAGAAACUCACCAAAGAAUUAACCAAAUCCACGAACAAAUCUUUAAUCUCGACGAAAAAACCGAAGAAGCCCUCUUUACCGCCCAAAAAGCAGUGCGUAAAAUCGACAAUCUUACCGACGAAUUAGCCAAAGAACGCCAACGUAUCCAAGAACUCGAAGCCCAGAUCCAAAAAAACCAACUAGAAACGGAAUUAGCCAAGCAAGAAGCCCGGUUAGCCAAUGAACGCCUAGACAACCUUAUAAAAACCCAACAAUCAGCCGACUUCACCGCCCAAGAACUCGCCUUUGCUAAACUCCAAAAGACCCUCCAACUGAAAGCCGACGAAGCCAAACUCCUCGCUCAAUUAAACAUCCUCCAACAAUCCCAAACCACUCUCACCGAAGAAUUAGCCGAACGAGAAUGA